This is a messenger RNA of Antrostomus carolinensis (chuck-will's-widow), 8196 nucleotides long. RefSeq names its product nesprin-2. Gene Ontology annotation, molecular function: protein binding. The record is from RefSeq and is a predicted model, not a curated record. NCBI's taxonomy places the organism in Eukaryota, Metazoa, Chordata, Aves, Caprimulgiformes, Caprimulgidae. Gene Ontology annotation, cellular component: membrane.
GAUACCAAUGAAAUAAUGGAAUCACACAGUAAAAUUGGUGAGGAAACAUCUAUGCAAACUUCACAGAGCACUGAAGGUCCUGACACGGGUGAUGGCAGUCAGGCUAUAGGUGACAAGCUGCCUCCUGUCCCCAGCGCUACCCAGGGCUCUCGAGGGAAAGCGGGAAAUUCGGAAGAAGAGGUGUGUUGCGGUAGGUCUGGUCCAGAAACGGUUCUCCAGAGAUGCCAGGCCCAGGUUGCAGAGCUGGAACGGUGGCUAGACAAAACCAAAAUGUUCCUGAGGUCACAGCCCCAGAACCCCAAAACGCAGCAGAUGGUGGAACAGCAGCUUGCUGAUUGCCAGGUGGUGUUAUCAGAGAUUGAACAAAAGGUCCUUUCUUUACUGGAAGAUUGUGGAGACAGUGCAGACUACCAACAAGAGACAGAGGCUCUUUCCUUGAAGCUGAAGGAAGUGAAAUGCAAUUUGGAAAAAGUCCAGAUGAUGCUGGAAGACAAAUGCAAUGAAGAGCAGGUAAAGCAUAUGAAUGCUAUGCAGAGCAAGAGUGAGAGAAUCCUGCACUCAAAUGGCUCCAGCAUGCGACAGCUUGCUGUUGCUGAACAGCUGCUCAUUUGGCAUAAUGGUUUCCAGCACCCACAGGAUCUGCAAGUAAAAGCGGCUGAGCAGAAACGCCUCAUUGACUUCAUUGAGUCGUGUGUGGAAAAAAUGCAGCCACAGUUUCAGGACAGCGUGACUCAGGAAUUAGAAUUAAGCAAUGGAGAAUCUGAUCCAAAGAGCAAGCAGGCUGAUCCUGCCUUAGCUGCAAAGGACCAAACGGGUAAUAAAUGGCAAUAUUUACAACAAGAGCUGUCAUCAAGGAUGAAAUCUCCUCUCUGCCAGCUUGUGGAACCUCAGAUUACCACAAAGAUGAACAUUCUGCCCCGAGGCACAUUCAGUAGUGCAGGAACCCCAACUGUGGAAGAACUGAAAACUUACACUGUCCAACUGGGAGACCUAAGUCAAGAAGCAAAUGAGGUGCAUGCACAGGAUAAUGUGGCAGAGGAAGUCUCUUCCAAUUUGGACAGAAAAUUGUUUGAGCUGCUUCUGGCGAUCAGCCGAUGUUUGAAUAACAUGGAGGAGAUGUUAAACACCUCAGUCCUCUCCCCUGAAGAGGCAGCCGUGCAGCAGGCUCUUUAUGAGACUCUUUCUGUCGAGCUUCAAAAACUUCACACUGAUCUGAGUGAUAAAAAGGAUGAUCUUCUAAAGUCUAUUAGUUGUGCUGGUGGGAGCACAGAUGUGUUCUGUGAGUGCUUUGACAACUUGCAGGCACGGCUGGAACAAACUCAAGCUGCCGCUGCUUCAAGGAGCAGCUCUAUGAAAGCUGGGCUGGAUCAUAAUAGCAAUUAUCAGAAUGAAACCAGGCUGCUCUGUGAUCAGUUAACUGAGAAAAAAGCUGCUCUGCAACAAUGCUUGAAUGCAAUAGGUGGACAUAAUGUUUCUGAACAGCUUCAGAAAACUGAUGCCUGUGCUUUGGAGCUGCAAAACUUCGAAAACCAAGUAGCAAAAUUGAGAGGCCAUGGAGAAAGACUUCAGUUACCUAUCACCUUAAUCCAGGAAGCUUAUAAGUUAGAGGAUGUUUUGGAUGACAUGUGGAGGAUUCUGAAAGCAAAGUAUGCAGAGCUGAACUCUCCUUCCAUCAGUGAGAGCCAGUAUGAGGACUUACUUCAUGGAUUUGCAGAGCUGGUAGCUAUUGGACAAGAGAAGAUUGCACAAGAUCCAAAGCAGCUAACAAAAAGCAGAGCAGCUCUACAGUCUCACCUGGAAAAUCACAAGGACUUUUUCCGCAAUCUCAUGGCCCACAUGGCUUUCAUGCAAACAUUUUCCAAGAAAGUGACUCCCUCCAUCCUACAAAAGAGAGAGGAGUUCUGGAGAGAACUGGUGAAUGAAGUCAAGUUGCUGGAGCAGAAGGCCUGCCAGUAUGGUAUACACUUAGAGAUGCUGUUAAAGGAAUGGAUGGAAUUUGAUGAUGAAUGCCUAGCUUUCAGUAAGGAGUUAGAGGCACUCACCUCCAUGUUGCCUUCUGUGAGUUUGGUGGAAGAAACAGAAGAAAGAUUAAUGGAAAGGAUUGCACUUCUACAGCAAAUCAAAAGCAGUGUUGAUGAAAAGCAUGCCAGACUGUACCAGAUGGUGAAAGAAGGGAAGAAAUUGCUGACUGCAGUGAACUGUCCAGAAAUAAGAAGCCAGAUCAGGAAGAUGGAAGAGCAGUGGUUGUCCUUAACCAAAAGAGUUGGCCAUGAACUACAACGACUUCAAACAUUACUCAAACUCUUAGUCAGCUACAACAGAGACUCAGAGGAAUUAAUGAAGUGGCUGGAUUCUGCUCUGCAGAGAAUGAAUUUUUGGAAGGAGCAGUCUCUCAAUGUGUCACAGGAUCUUCCCACCAUCAGGGAUAACAUUAACAGCUUUUUUACAUUCUCUAAGGAAGUUGAUGAAAAAUCUUCCCUGAAGUCGUCUGUGGUGAGCACUGCCAACCAGCUCUUUCAAAUGAAGCAAGGUGAUACUGCAGCACUUAGGUCAUCUUUGUCAAAGUUUGAGCAAAAAUGGGGAGAACUGAUUGUACAGCUCCCAGCCAUCCAAGAAAGACUUCACCAGCUUCAGAUGGAAAAACUUUCAUCACGGGAAGCUAUCGCUGAACUGAUGACCUGGCUGGACCAUGUGGAAGAACAGCAGGGACAUGAGGAGCCAGUAAAUUCACAACGUAGCGCUGCCCAAGUCAGAAACCUCCUUCAGAAGGCCAAGGAAUAUAUGAUGGAAAUGAACUUUAAACAGUGGACAGUAGAUUUUGUUAACCAGUCGCUCUUGCAGAUGAGCACUUGUGACGUGGAAAGCAAGCGGUAUGAAAGGACAGAGUUUGCCGAGUGUCUUGGAGAGCUGAACCUGCGGUGGCACAGGCUGCAGGCGUCUCUGAACAGAAAGAUACAAGACCUGCAACACAUUUUGGAGGAUAUUACUGAAAAUGAGAACAAAGCACAGACCCUACGGAACUGGCUGGAAGCUCAAAGUGAUCGACUGAGAUCUUUACAAACCCCAGCAAGUCUGAUCUCUGCACAGAACACAUUAGAUGAUUGCAAGGAGCUAGAAAAUCAACUCACGACUAAAUCCAAAACUCUUGAUGAGCUCAAACAGGGUUUGGCUUUGAAUGGUAGUGCAGAACAAACCCCAGAAGCUCUGUCUCUCAAGAUAGAUGAGCUGUGUGAAAUGGUUGACAGCAUUGUAAGCCAGGUUGCACAGUUAAAGACCUCAAUGGAGUCAAUACUGGAGCAGUGGAGAGUAUAUGAUGAAGUUUAUGCAGAAGUCAGCCUGAUGACAACAAGAUAUUUGUACUACAUAGACCAGUGUAAACCUUCUGUGGUGUCACUGGAAGCUUUGAAAAACCAGGUCAAAACUCUCCAGUCUCUUCAAGAUGAAUCAGAGAACAACGAAGAAAGUUGUGCCAAGCUCCAGGCUGCUGCCAGUAACCUGAAGAAGAACUGCUCCCCCUCCUUUGCAGAGAUUAUUGAACACAAGUGCACAGAGGCACACACUAGGUGGAACUCAGUAAAUGAAGACAUCACAGAUCAACUGCGGGCAGCACAAGCGACGCUGCAGCUUUGGGAGCCCUGCGAUACUUCAUGCACUGAGGCAGCAGCCAAGUUACAGCAGUACAAAGAGCAGUGCACUCAGCUGUUGGAUGCUCCCGUGCCCGAGGAUAACACGAUAGAAACCCUGAUGCAGAGGAUAGAGGAUGUAAAGAAUUUACAGCGUGGCCUUCAGAACAUAGCAGGAUGGUAUACCCAGAUUUCUUUGCUGGCUGAUCAGAUAAAACAGCAGGCUGGGACAACUGCACAAGACAUUCUGUUGGAGAAGCUACAGACGCUCCAGAGAGCAUCCUAUUUUGAAAAGAUGUUGCAGAGGAAGUUAGAUGAACUGGAGUUCAAUCUUUUACAACUGGAGGAUUUCAAUAACUGCCUUGAAACGCUGGAGAGUCGUGUCAAGAAUUGCACAGAUGCCUUUGAUAGUCUCUGUCUAGAAGGAGAAACAGACAACUCAGAAUUGCUCAUGAAUCACACACUGGAGCUUGCUGCACUUUCUCCAAGCAUAGAAAGUUUGAAUGAAGCAAGCAUUAAGCUGCCACUCAGUGACUUCACCCUGAAGAAAAUGCAGAGCCUGACUCGGCAGUGGAGUCAGAAAACAGCAAUUGCUCUGGAACGCUGCAGUGUGCUUGAGGGAACUCAAAAUGAUGAAAAGACAUUCUUUCAGAAAUGUGAAAACUGGAUUAAAUUCCAAGAAAAAAUGAAGGAGGCUUUAAAAACAAAUAUUCCAGGACGGUUUGAAGAACUGCAAGAGCAACAGAGAGUAUAUGAGAUGCUGCAAACUGAGAUUUCCAUAAAUCAGCAGACAUUUAAUUCUAUCAUAACAAAAGUUCUACUCUUCCUGGAAUCCGGAGAAGCAGAGAAAAGAACAGAGUUUAUUUCCAAGCUCACAUUGCUGAAAGAGCAGUGGCAGAAUGUAAUCCGGAUGGUUCAGCAUAUUGAUGGACUCGUGAGCCAGUGGCAGCUCUUCAGGAGUUCCCUGCAGAGUCUCAGCAGGUUUCUUGCUGAUACAAACAGCUUCCUCAAAGCUGUGAAGAGCCAGGAGUGCUAUAGCCCUUACGAGCUUAGAAACCUAAUUCAUGAAAUCAAGAGUAAGGCUGUGAUUCUUCAGAGGUGGCAAGCCAUGUACUCCUUAAUCAUCGAUGUCGGGGAGAAGUUACGCACUGUCUCCGAUCCUGAGACCAGUGCUGUUCUCCAGGAGGAGCUCAGCCAGUUACAGCAGAGCUGGGGAGACACCCAGGUCCAGCUGGAGAAGAAGAUGCAUAUCAGCAGCACCCUACAGAAUUGGGACUACUGUGGAAAGCAAAUGAAGGAAUUACGAAGCAAGCUGAGAGAGCUGAAGGAGAAAGUAAAAGAUCCACUUCCAGUUGAACAUGAAGAGCUCUACAAAGCCAAGGAACACAUUAAGGAGCUGGAGCAGUCGCUGGCAGACUGGGCCCGCGACAUGAAGGAGCUGCGGGCCAUGAAGGUGCAGCUGGCUUACUGCAUCCUCACCGAGGACGUGACGCUGCUCAGGGAGCAACUGGAACAUUUGCACGGGCAGUGGGAAGAGCUCUGCUUGCGGGUGUCUCUGCGUAAGCAGGAGAUCGAGGACAGGCUCAAUGCCUGGAUUGUGUUUAAUGAGAAGAAUAAGGAGCUCUGCUCCUGGCUGGUACAAAUGGAAAGCAAAGUGUUGCAGACUGCAGAUGUUAGCAUUGAAGACAUGAUAGACAAAUUGCAGAAGGAUUGCAUGGAAGAAAUAAACAUGUUCAGUGAAAAUAAGCUUCAGUUGAAACAAAUGGGUGAUCAGCUAAUCAAGGCUAGCAACCAGAGCCGAGUUGCAGAAAUAGAUGAUAAACUCAACAAAAUCAAUGAUCGUUGGCAGCAUCUCUUCGAUGUCAUUGGAGCACGGGUGAAGAAACUGAAGGAAACAUUUGCUUUUAUACAACUAUUGGACAAAAACAUGAGUAACCUUCGCACCUGGUUGGCCCGGAUUGAGUCUGAGCUUUCCAAACCUGUUGUUUAUGACAUCUGUGAUGACCAAGAAAUCCAGAAGAGACUGGCAGAACAGCAGGAUCUUCAGCGAGACAUAGAGCAACACACCGCAGGGGUGGAAUCCGUAUUUAACAUUUGUGAAGUCCUGCUACACGAUUCAGAUGCAUGUGCUAAUGAGACCGAGUGUGACUCCAUCCAGCAGACUACCAGGAGUUUGGACAGACGGUGGAGAAACAUUUGCGCCAUGUCUAUGGAAAGGCGAAUGAAAAUUGAGGAAACCUGGCGCCUAUGGCAGAGGUUUUUGGAUGACUAUUCUCGCUUUGAAGAUUGGCUGAAAUCGUCUGAAAAGAUAGCAGCUGAGCCUAAUUCUUCUGAAGUUUUGUACACACAUGCAAAAGAGGAGCUGAAGAAAUUUGAGGCAUUCCAACGGCAAAUUCACGAACGUCUCACUCAGUUGGAGCUGAUCAAUAAGCAGUACAGGCGCCUCGCGCGCGAGAACCGCACGGACUCGGCCAGCAAGUUGAAGCAGAUGGUGCACGAAGGCAACCAGCGCUGGGAUAACCUCCAGAAACGAGCCGCUGCCAUUCUGAGGAGACUCAAGCAUUUCACCAAUCGGAGAGAUGAGUUUGAGGGGACGAGGGAAAGCAUCCUUGUUUGGCUCACAGAAAUGGAUCUCCAGCUGACAAACGUGGAGCACUUCUCAAAAAGUAACUUCGAUGACAAAAUGCGCCAGUUAAAUGGUUUCCAGCAGGAAAUAACACUAAACACCAAUAAGAUUGAUCAGCUAAUCGUUUUUGGGGAGCAGUUGAUUCAGAAGAGUGAGCCUUUGGACGCUACCCUAAUUGAAGAUGAAUUGGAAGAACUUCAUCGAUACUGUCAGGAAGUGUUUGGGCGAGUUGCCCGGUUCCAUCAAAGACUGACUUCAAGGCAUCCUGGAUUGGAUGAUGAGAAAGAGACCUCUGAAAAUGAGACAGAUCCUGAGGACUCCAGAGAAAUCCAGACUGAUCCCUGGCUUAAGAAGGCCAUCAGCGAGGGGCCCUCUUCACCACAGUCCCUUUGCCACCUUAUGCCCCCUACUCAAAGUCAUGAAAGAUCAGGCUGUGAAACCCCUGUCAGUGUUGACUCCAUCCCACUUGAGUGGGAUCACACAGGUGAUGUGGGAGGUUCUUCCUCUCACGAAGACGACGAAGAAGCACCGUACUACAGUGCUCUGUCAGAUGUAGAAAUCACUGAAAAUCCUGAGGCAUAUCUUAAAAUGACCACAAAAACUUUGAAAGCAUCUUCUGGAAAGUCUGUUUCGGAAACUCAUCCAUGGCAUUCUCCUGAUAGCGCAGUCUGCAGGAAACACCGAUACAACAAGGCAGAGAUGGUUGGAAAUGUGCUGUCUGGUCCAGAAACAAGUACUCCCUAUAAGCCAGACUAUGUGAAGCAACUCAGCUCUGUGAGCAGCAGCAUCAACAAGGAGAAAAUUACAUCUGCUAACAUGAGCAGUGGAGAACCCCAAGAUGACCAAGAGCUUGUGAAUAUAGCAGCUGCAGAGCAGCAGUCAGGCAUGAUUGAUAGAAAUAACCUUGGUAUGGAACAGCAAUUCCAGGACUGGCAGCAGCUGAGCUCAGAUCUCAACAACCUCUCUGCUUGGCUUGAUGAAACUGAGAAAGAGCUGGAAUUACUGCAGAAAGUGAAACCUCCAACCAGCAUGCAGGCAUUGGAACAAAACGUCAAGAAACUGAAAAACAUGCUUAAAGCAUUUGAUAAUGGAAAGCAGCUCUGUCUUGGAGUUAACCUGAGCAGCAAAGAAUUUCAUAAAGAGGAGAGCACAGAGUUCAAAGAGCUUCAGAAAAGGAUUUGGAAGAUGAACUUGCGUUGGGAGAAAGCUACUCAUGCAUUGGACAGCUGGAGGAAAGGUUUACAAGAAGCCCUACUGCAUUGCCAGGAUUUCCAUGACGAGAGCCAAAAACUAAUCCUGUGGUUAGCAAGUGCUGAUAGCCGAAGGAAUGAAGCACGAAUCACAGAUCCAAAUGCUGACCUCAGUACAAUAGUGGAACGCCAAAAGGAGCUAAUGCAACUGGAGAAAGAGCUGCUGGAACAACAGCCUAAGGUAAACUCACUUCAAGAACUCGCUGCUCACCUGCAACUUAAAUCAUAUGGUGAAUACGGCGAAGCGGAUGAGAAGGUCUGUGUAAUUGGAAGGAAACUGAAACAGCUUAUUGAACAAGUUUCACAUGACAUACAAACAAUACAAGGAAAUCUGGAUACCAGAGCAUUGCUGCUAGUUCCAGAUGAGUUGGACUCAGGAGUUUGUAAUCCAGUCACAGUGAAAUCCAGCCCUGCUGUGAAGGAGGCCACCAUAAAGGGAAUUGCGGAUGGCAGAAAUGGCAGCAGCUCGAGAGGUGAAAGCCAUCCACAACCUAGUCAAACAGUUCCUCGGUCUCCCUCCUUCUUUUACCGUAUAUUACGAGCAGCUUUACCUCUUCAGUUGUUCCUUCUACUGCUUUUACUCCUGGCUUUCAUGGUUCCAUAUUCUGAGGAAGACUACAGCUGCACCCAGGCAAACAACUUCGCCCGUUCUUUCUAUCUCAUGCUGCGAUACAUCAACGGGCCUCCACCAACUUAG